AUGGAUGAUCUCUACGACGAGUUCGGCAACUUCAUCGGCGAGGAGGCCGCGUCCGAAGAGGCUUCCGAGGCGGGCGUCGAUGCUGGCGACUAUGUCUAUGACGAGGAGCCCGAGCAGGCCGCCGGAGUCGGGGAGGAGCUCAUGGAGAUUGAUGAUGGUCCCUCAAACGCCGUCAUCCUCCACGAGGACAAGCAGUACUACCCGACCGCCGAGCAGGUGUAUGGCGAGGACGUCGACACUCGUGUCGAGGAAGUGGACGCGCAGCCCCUCACCGAACCCAUCAUUGCGCCCGUCGAGGUCAAAAAGUUCAACAUCGAGGAGGCCGACCUGCCACCCGUCUUCUACGACCGCACCUUCAUGACCGAUCUGAUGAACUUUCCCGAGCAAACGCGAAACAUUGUGCUGGCUGGGCACCUGCACCACGGAAAGACGGCAUUUAUGGACAUGCUGGUCAUGGAGACGCACGAUAUUGCGGAUAGGCUAGACAAGAGGUCGGGGCGAAAGCGAGACGAGAACCUGCGAUAUACCGACACGCACCUGCUCGAGCGCGAGCGGGGCAUCUCGAUCAAGGCUGCUCCCAUGAGCCUGGUCUUGCAGAGCACCAAGGGAAAAUCACAUCUCGUCAACAUCAUCGACACGCCCGGUCAUGUCAACUUUGUUGACGAGGUGGCCGCCUCGAUCCGCCUGGCCGACGGCGUGUGCUUGGUCGUUGACGUCGUUGAGGGCGUGCAGGUCAACACAGAGCAGAUCAUAAAGCAUGCCGUCCUCGAGGAUGUCCCUAUCACGCUCAUCAUCAACAAGAUGGAUCGUCUCAUCUUGGAACUGAAGCUCCCACCCAGAGACGCCUACUUCAAGAUCAAGCACGUCGUCGAAGAGGUCAACACCAUCAUCACAAACACAGCCCCCGCCACGGCGACUUCGAAGCGAAUCAGCCCUGAAAAGGGCAACGUCCUCUUCGCAUGCACCGACUUUGGCUGGUGCUUCACCAUCCAGUCCUUUGCUAAGAUGUACGCUGCCCAAUACGGUGGCCUGAACGCGGACGACCUCGCGAAGCGGCUGUGGGGAGACGUCUUCUUCAACCCCAGGAAACGCAACUUCACCCGGAAGCCCGUGGAAGACCGCGCUUCCAGGUCCUUCCUCCACUUUAUCCUGGAGCCCAUCUACAAGCUCUUCACGCACUCCAUCAGCGACAGCCCUUCACAGCUCAAGGUCGUGCUAGAGAAGCUGGGCAUCCAGCUGAAGCCAUCACAGUACAAGGCUGACGCCAAGGUCAUUCUCAAGCUGGUAUGCGAGCAGUUCUUCGGCCCGUCCAACGGCUUCGUCGACAUGAUUGUGCAGCACAUUCCGUCGCCUGUCGAAGGCGCCCAGCGAUACCUGGAGAGAUACUACACGGGCCCGCUCGACUCCAAGAUUGCGGCGUCAAUGGCCAAAUGUGACCAAGACGGGCCUCUGGUUAUACACGUUACGAAGCUGUUCAGCUCAUCCGAUGCCAAGAGCUUCUACUCGUUUGGUCGCGUGCUGAGUGGCACGGUGCGGCCCGGAAUGCCCGUGCGCGUUCUGGGAGAGGGAUACUCGCUCGACGACGAGGAAGACAUGGCCAUGGCGUCGGUGGGCGAGGUUUUCAUUGGCGAAGCGCGGUACAACAUCCCGACAGAUGGCGUGCCGUCGGGCAACCUGGUGCUUCUCAGUGGCGUCGACAACUCGAUUGUCAAGUCCGCCACGAUUGUGGCUCCGAGACUAGAGGACGACGAAGACGCCCACAUCUUCCGUCCCGUCACUCACUUCACCGAAUCCGUCCUCAAGGUUACCGUCGAACCCAUCAACCCGUCAGAACUUCCCAAGAUGUUGGACGGCCUCCGGAAAGUCCAAAAGUCCUACCCUCUCAUCAACACCAAAGUGGAGGAGUCCGGCGAACACAUUGUGCUGGGUACCGGCGAGCUUUACAUGGACUGCGUCCUGCACGACUUGCGACGGCUGUACGCAGACAUGGACAUCAAGGUAUCAGACCCCGUCACGCGGUUCUGCGAGACCGUCGUGGAGACGUCGGCACUCAAGUGCUAUGCUAUUACGCCAAACAAGAAAAACAGAAUCACCAUGGUCGCGGAGCCGUUGGAGAAGGGCAUCUCGACGGACAUUGAGACGGGCAAAGUCAACAUUCGCGACCCUAUCCGCAAGACGGCCAAGUUCUUUGAGGAGACGCACGGCUGGGACAAGCUGGCGGCGCGCAGCAUCUGGGCGUUUGGUCCCGAGGACAAAGGCCCCAACAUCUUGCAAGAUGACACGCUCCCGACCGAGACCGACAAGAAGCUGCUCGGAACUGUACGAGAGUCGAUCCGGCAGGGAUUCAGCUGGGCCACCCGCGAAGGACCCCUGUGUGAAGAACCCAUUCGAAACACCAAGUUCAAGGUCACGGACGUCGUGUUGGCCAACGAGGCCAUCUACCGGGGCGGUGGUCAAGUCAUUCCGACGUCUAGACGUGCCUGCUACUCGUCCUUCCUCAUGGCGGCCCCGCGGCUGAUGGAACCCGUCUAUGCGGUGUCCGUCACCUGCCCGGAGGAUACAAACGCGGAAGUCUACAACGUGCUCUCCCGGCGGCGGGGCCACGUGCUCUCCGACGGCCCUGUGGCCGGCACGCCCCUUUACCGCGUCAACGGCCUGCUGCCGGUGAUUGAUAGCUUCGGGUUUGAAACCGAUCUGCGGAUCAAGACGCAGGGAGGCUCCAUGGUCAGCCUGGUGUUCGACAGCUGGAGCAUCGUGCCUGGCGACCCGCUAGACCGGGAGCAGGUGAUCCGGCCGCUGCAGAAGGCGUCGACGCAGGCGACGGCGAGAGACUUUGUGCUCAAGACGAGGCGGCGCAAGGGCUUGAGCGAGGACGUCAGCGUCAAGACGUUCCUGGAGCCCGAGUUUUACAGCAGCCUCAUGGAGAGCGGCGCGCUGGACAACAUGUAA
Messenger RNA from Purpureocillium lilacinum, 2949 nucleotides. RefSeq lists its product as uncharacterized. Gene Ontology annotation, molecular function: GTPase activity; U5 snRNA binding; GTP binding. The record is from RefSeq and is a predicted model, not a curated record. Gene Ontology annotation, biological process: mRNA splicing, via spliceosome. Lineage: Eukaryota; Fungi; Ascomycota; Sordariomycetes; Hypocreales; Ophiocordycipitaceae. Gene Ontology annotation, cellular component: U2-type catalytic step 2 spliceosome; U4/U6 x U5 tri-snRNP complex; cytosol.